AUGAUUAUAUAUGCUUUAAAAAUACGUGUAGCAUAUACUGGUUUAAUAUUUCGUAAAAUUCUUCGAUUAUCCAGUCAUUCGGUUAAUAGUCUUAGUUCUGGUCAAAUAACAAAUUUUGUAUCGAACGAUGCAAGUCAAAUUGAGUUAGCUCUUUAUUUUAUUCAUUAUUUAUGGGUUGCUCCAGUAGAAAUAGCUUUGGUUAUUAUUUUCUUUUGGCAAUAUGUUAAAUAUAUUUGUUUUAUUGCUGUUGGAUAUACAUUAUUUCUUUUAACCAUUCAAGCUUCAUUUGGUCGUUUAUUUGUUUAUCUUCGAACAAGAAUUUUACAAGUAACUGAUGAACGUGUUAAACUUAUGUCAGAAAUAAUUAAAUCAAUGCGUAUUGUAAAAAUGUAUUGUUGGGAAACAGCAUUUUAUAAUAAAAUAAUUUCAAUAAGAAAACGUGAAAUAAUACGAUAUGGUUUUCGUUUAUUACUUGAUUGUAUUCAAACAUUAUUGUCUCAUACUUAUAUGAGUGUUACAUUUUUAAUGAUGUAUGGAACAAUGUGGUCAUUAGGAAUUCAAUUUGAUACACGAUUUUUUGCACUUGCUUCUUGUAUGCUUGGAUAUAUGCGUUUAUCGAUUAUUGAUUUUUUUACUUAUGCUGUUCGUUAUCUAGUUUAUUAUUUGGCUGCGAAAAAACGUAUUCAAACGUUUCUUCUUCUUGAUGAAAGUGAACGAGAUAAUCGAUUAUUGUCAACAUCUAUGAUUGAUAUUGUAUCAGAUGGAUAUUCUACUAAAGAAGAAAUUCAUGAAGACAAAAUAAUAAUUGAUAAACCAAUAAAAACAUCUCCAAGUGUUGUAUGUAAUUUGAAACAAGCAUGUUGGGAUCAGGUAAACUCUUUCAAUCAGACAUGCAUCGGAUCCAAACAUUCGGAAUUUUGUCUUGAUUGAGAUCAGUUUUAAUCAAUUAAUAAAACGAAAUAGAAUUAAGUCAAAAGACAGAACUUCAUGCUUGGCUAUGGUAGAUCUAUAUACAGUCGAAUAAAUUAUCCAAAAAUCAAAGGUCUGCAGGCAUACUAAAAAAAAGUAUUAACAAUGCUCAGAAAUAUUUGAAUUGGAACUUAAUUGAAUCUUAAGAUACUUCUAUGAUUCGCUAAGGAAGUCAUAGUUGAGUGGCUACACAAUAGAGCAUAAGAAUUCUGACUCAUACUGAUCUUCUGUUCAGAACUACAGCUAGUAUUUGUUAUAUGGCAGAUAUCAGACUACAAUGUCUACCAUUAGGCAACACUUCAUACGGCAAGAUAGCUAAGAUAAUUAUCUAAAUAGUUGAUACUGUCUGAGCUUAUUAGACAGUUUCUGCAGUUGGACUCAAGUUUGAACGUAAACCAUUCGUCUCGAACACU
Rotaria sp. Silwood2 is the source of this 1382-nucleotide messenger RNA. The record is from the annotation of a GenBank genome assembly. Lineage: Eukaryota; Metazoa; Rotifera; Eurotatoria; Philodinida; Philodinidae.